GCGGCGCCACCUGUUAGGGUCGUCAGGAGACUUGUACGCGGGAACACCCUGUUUGUAAAACGUGUUUGUACAAUCAAGUUUAUAGUGUAAUGAAUAAAGACGGCGCCAGGAACUGAGACGUAGUACGUCUUCCCCUCUGCCCAUACACGAUAAUCGCUUACAAGGUCGUAGCCGUUCAAUUCGUACUCUCGACAAUCGAACACGCACGCACUCGGUGACACACUGACACUGUUAGUGUAGUCGUAGACGGGGCGAGCGUCGUUUUUAAGCCUGCGGCACUAGUCCGCAUAGCGGUUUUUAUCAGCAGAUAUUUGUUUUUAGUUUUUUUAUUUUUCACCGUCUCUCGACAUUUUCAUACUCCACGCAGUGAACAAUAAUAACAACGACAAUAACCGGUGCCUCUACGCGCAAUAAUAAUUUUGCCAGAAAACCAUCGGACAGUCGGUCGUUUUGCACAACCCACCGCCGCCGCUGCCGCGGGUGUCAUCCAAGAAUUUGGCCACCAGAGUGAUUGGACACUAUUGUCAACACCAUUAGAAGUUAUACGGUCCACAUACCACGACCAGACAGUAGUUAACACGCGAUCCGGUUUAAACACGUAUCGUCCGUCUUUCAUCAUCUUCGUAUUUAUGUCUCAAGAAUAUUCACGAUGAAUCCCAACAACAAGAAGCUCUACAAAAUCGUACUGACCGGAGGUCCUUGUGGUGGUAAGACAACGGGACAAUCAAAACUAUGUACAUUCUUCGAGAAUUUAGGAUGGAAGGUUUAUAGAGUUCCAGAGACUGCUAAUGUUCUAUUAAGUGGAGGUAUCAAAUUUUCCGACUUAAGUGAAGAUCAAGUCGAUACAUUUCAAGAAAAUCUUCUCAAAAGUAUGUUAAGUAUAGAAAAUACGUAUUUUGAGCUGGGAAAAUCAUGUGACCAAAACUGUCUAAUCAUUUGUGACAGAGGUGCUAUGGAUGCUGCUGCGUAUAUACCUAGUCAUAAAUGGGAUCGGAUAAUGAAAAAUAACGGUUUGAACGUAGUUGACUUGAGAGACAAUCGUUAUGAUCAAAUAAUUCACAUGGUGUCCGCUGCAUGUGGAGCUGAAGACUUUUAUACAACCGAGGACCAUGCGAGCAGAAGUGAAGAUGUGGCUUUAGCUAAAAAUCUAGACGUCAAAGCGUCAACAUCGUGGAUUGGACACCCAUAUUUUGAUGUCAUUGAUAAUUCAUCAGAUUUUGAAAAUAAAAUACGCAGAAUGAUAGCUGCUGUUUGUCAGAAAUUGGGCAUAAACACUGAUGAUAGUUUGGCAAAAAAUGCGAAAAAACGUAAAUGGUUAGUGAAGUAUUUGCCUGAUGAUCAGCUGUUCCCUCCAUUUCAAGAUUUUGAGGUCACACACUACUACUUGCAGACAUAUACAAAAAACAUGCAAUCUCGCUUACGAAAACGAGGACAAAAAGGCCAUUGGAAUUAUACACAUACGAUUCGUAAGCCUAAGGUCCAAGAUCAAGUGGUAGAAAUUAAAGUACAGCUCAGUCAUAGGAGCUAUUCAAGUUUGUUGCUAUUGACAGAUGAAAAGCACUAUCCAAUUUAUAAAACAAGACGAUGCUUUAUAUACAACAAUCAGUAUUUUCAGAUGGACAUCUAUCGUAAACCAUGUCAUAAAAGGUGUAAAGGACUAAUAUUACUUGAGACGCAUUCCGUUCUAGAGGAUCAAGAGCUUCUUGACCGCUUACCAAAAUUCCUAGACAUUGAAGCCGAAGUUACUGGUAACGCAGCUUAUUCCAUGUUCAAUUUGUCACUAGUUGAAGAUUGGGAAAAAUCAAAAAUAUUUUGUCACUAGGUACCUAUAAGUAUUUACUUUCCUAGUGGUUAUU
Aphis gossypii (cotton aphid) is the source of this 1856-nucleotide messenger RNA. RefSeq names its product TRPL translocation defect protein 14-like. Bases 650 to 1822 code for a protein of 390 amino acids. Gene Ontology annotation, molecular function: GTP binding; phosphatidylinositol binding; phosphatidic acid binding. The transcript is spliced from 10 exons. The record is from RefSeq and is a predicted model, not a curated record. NCBI's taxonomy places the organism in Eukaryota, Metazoa, Arthropoda, Insecta, Hemiptera, Aphididae. Gene Ontology annotation, biological process: photoreceptor cell maintenance.